GUGCAAAAACAUGCCGCUCUUUCCCACACACCUCCGCUCUUGAAUCAAGGCUUCUUCUCUUUGCCGCAGCGAACUUUCUUUCUCUUCCGGUUGUCGUCUGUUAGUGUGGCAGAUUUACCAGCGUUGAAAUGGCAAAGUCUAAGAACCACACAACUCACAACCAGUCUCGCAAAUGGCACAGAAAUGGCAUCAAGAAGCCCAGAUCUAAUCGCUACGAGUCCUUGAAGGGGGUGGAUCCCAAAUUCCUGAGGAAUAUGCGCUUUGCCAAGAAGCAUAACAAGAAGGGCUUGAAGGCGGCACGGAAAGCAGUAGCUCAGAAAUAAGCUGUUUGCCUAACUUCCAUGUCUGUCAUUGUUCCACAUACACCAACAUAAUAAAGUAAUGCUUUAUUAACAAAACA
This is a messenger RNA of Xiphophorus couchianus (Monterrey platyfish), 400 nucleotides long. RefSeq names its product ribosomal protein L29 (gene rpl29). The record is from RefSeq and is a predicted model, not a curated record. Gene Ontology annotation, biological process: cytoplasmic translation. Gene Ontology annotation, cellular component: cytosolic large ribosomal subunit; ribosome. The coding region runs from base 129 to 323 and encodes 64 amino acids. Gene Ontology annotation, molecular function: structural constituent of ribosome. The transcript has 4 exons. Lineage: Eukaryota; Metazoa; Chordata; Actinopteri; Cyprinodontiformes; Poeciliidae.